Molecule: messenger RNA, 2103 nt
Organism: Brassica napus (rape)
Lineage: Eukaryota; Viridiplantae; Streptophyta; Magnoliopsida; Brassicales; Brassicaceae
Exons: 1
Coding region: 114-659 (181 amino acids)
Source: RefSeq, a predicted model, not a curated record
UAAACUCCGCCUCUCUCUCUAACUUUCUCUAGCUUUCAGUCCAAACGAACGGUUGUGUUUCGAAGACAUAGCAAGCAAUAGAGAGAAAGAAAGGAACACAUAAAAACACUCUAAUGGAUUUGCGUUUCCACGAAGGAGGAGGAAGCAGCGUUUGGCAGAAAUGCUCUAGACACCGUUUCAUCUGCGGUGGCGGCGUUUGUCCUUACUGCCUCCACGAACGUCUCUCCUCACUCUGCCCCGACUGCGCCCGCGAUAUCCCGUGUUCUUGUACCCCACGCGCCUCCGUCGACGUAGAUGUUCCCUUCGCUGAUGUCGGAUCGGUUGGCCGCGUUUCCAGCCUGAUCGAAUGCGAGCCGGCGUUUAGGAGAUCCACAUCAAUGUCUGUUCCGUUUCUCCGGUCUACUAAACCGGAACUGGUUGAGAAAACCGGACCUGGUCGUUCGCUCUGGAGGAUGUUCAGAAGAGAGAGUAAAAGCAAGACUGGUACGAUGAUGAUGAGGAAGUCGAGAUCAGUCGCAGUCUCUGAUGCCGGAGAACUGUUGUCUUCUCCGGCGCCGGUGACGAGCAAGGGAAAUGGUUGGUACUUUCCAAGUCCGAUCAAGGUUUUCCGACAAUCAAGAAUCUUGUUUCAACAAAGAUCUCCUUUGUACAGAGGUUGAACUCUAGGUUAUUUUCAGUUUGGUCUCUCUUUUUUUUUUUUUUGCUAAAUGCUUUUUAUUUUGUUGAUCAAUAGUUUGAUUAAUAUGUUUCAUAAUGAUAAUGUUGAUUUUUUACAUGAAUCUUGUGUCACCAGCCAAGCUCAAACACGCUAUAUAUUCUCAAAACUCAAAUGUUUACUUUCGUUAAGGGUCAUUGAACCAAUUAAGUACUUGAAACAUAUGGUAAUGUUUUCUAAACUAUAGAAAGUACAAACACUCAGUUAUCGAGUAAUAGAUAAAGUUUGAUGGCUUUGUAAAUAUUUUUUAACAAAAACGAGAAGCAGUAACAUGGUUACAUGUGCAUGGAAGCCCUACCAAACACGUGAAUGAAGCAGUCCCCAUUUUUUAUAAUACUAUAAAUCUAUUUGCAAGAAACAAAAAGGGAAGAAGGAACGGGAAAUAGGGGAACGUGAGAGGACAUAGAAAAGAGAGUCCGACAAGGAGUGGCGACAAACAUACGCACACGGUUGCACCAUCCCUCUCCCAUGUCAUCAUCACCAAUUCCACUUCUCUACUUUUUUCCCUAAUAAACCUUUCAACCUUUUAAUUUUUAUAAAUUUAACACCUAUAGAGUAUUUCAAGGGUCAUAUUUCAAUCAUUCUCCAUGUUUUCUCCUUCUUCUUUUUUUGAAACUUUCCAUGUUUUCUUCUUUUGAGCUAUAUGGACUUCAAGAUACUAACAUGUAAUAAGGAUACAUACAAAAUUAAUUUUUUAGAAAGAUAUUUAUAUUAGUCUUAAAUCUUAAUUGUACCAUCUUAUACAAUCUUUGUCGACUGGAUAUCAGUAUUUUGUACAUAAUCUGGAGUGUUGCUCAAAAGAAACAACCAACUGUGGAGUUUACUUGUUAUGGAUUAUUGGAUUGGAAUCAUAUAUCAUCCGGAUUCCCUGCACCCAUCUCUUGGACCCAACACCCCAUCAUCGACAGAGACAUAUCAACUGCCCUUAAAGCUCCUUUUCCAAGAAACCCUUAAUUUACAUGGUUGGCACAAAGCGAAGCUCAUGCAUCUUCACUAAUGCCAUGAUUUAGGCCCAAUUCAUCAUGCAUGGGAAAGUACCAAAUCAUGGUAGACAAGCUUAUAUCAAUCAAGUUUGGAGGCAUCAAGAAUCCUAUUUUAAUUUCUUGCAGUUAUAUCUCACGGGUAUUUUUACAAGGUUAAAUAUGUUUGUUUUUAUCUGAUUAUUUUAAUUAGAACUUCCAUCUUUCUUGGGGUAUUUUACUAUUUAGGUCGUCACACAUGAGAUGCAUGUUCAAAUUUUUUUUUAAGGCAAUGCAUAUGUUCAAAUUGUUUUGAUGUUUUUUCACAAAAGGAAUGUCAUUUUCAAAUACGAUCUGAUCUAGAUAACUGUUCACAGCAGCCUAGCUAGCGCCCUGAUUACCAUCGUAAGUUAAUAGCAUUGGGUCACA